Messenger RNA from Sporisorium graminicola, 4563 nucleotides. RefSeq lists its product as uncharacterized. The transcript has a single exon. The coding region runs from base 1 to 4563 and encodes 1520 amino acids. The record is from RefSeq and is a predicted model, not a curated record. Lineage: Eukaryota; Fungi; Basidiomycota; Ustilaginomycetes; Ustilaginales; Ustilaginaceae.
AUGACCGCGGCCACUGCGCCGUCACCGUCACCAGCUCCAUCCGCACCCUCACAGCACGCACACACCCCGACGCGUCAAUCGCCCGUCGCCUCCGAUGGUGCACCGUCGUCGUCGUCGUCGCGUCGUCACGAUGGCGCCCCCCCUUCAGCAGCAUCGCCUGCCAAGGUGACCAUCAACACGCUCAACAACCUUGGCACGAUCGCCAAGCCCAUCGAUCUAGCCUCGCCGCCCGCAUCACCGACCUUGGCCGCUACCACGCUCUCGGCUUCCGAUACCGUCGCGUCCGAUUCAACGCGUUCACUCCAGCAUCAGCCGUCACCAUCACCAUCGGCUGUAUCGUCGGCAGGAGCGGACGCAGCAGUAGCAGCACUAUCGCGUAUCAGCAAUGCGUCACCGACUUUGCCGCGACCGCCGCCCUAUGCUAGCGCGUUGGCGACGCCCAAUCGUUUGCUGCCUCCCACUCCUCUCGGCAACGCGAGCGAUCGAAGUGGCAACGUGUCAUCAUCUGCAUCAGCCUCGGUUUCGACCCCUUCCAAGUCGGCCCUCCUGCCGACUCCAUACAAGGCGCCCAGGUUAACGCAGAGCGGAUCUUCCGAAUCGUUUGCUACGGCGUAUCCGACGCAGGAGACGCGUCAGAAGUAUGCUUCGCCGUCCAAGCCUUUGCCCACCGCAUUGGGCGCCACCCCGUCUCACAAGCGAUCAUGGCAGUCAUCAGGCUCAGCCGAUCUCUCCAACAAGAAGUUCCGCCCCACCGCUUCAGCCAUUUCUUCUCCAGGUCCUGUCGCGUCAUCCACACCGUCACCGUUAGCAUCGGUCAUCGCUGCGCUUCCCACUAUGCCCAAAGCAGGCGCGUCUGCCGCUGUUGCUCCGCGACCACCUCCUGCCGCAGCUUCGACAACAGGAAGAGCUGACAAUGCCUCGUCUGGCGUCACCGUCACCAAUAUACCCAAGCCUGGAAGCUCCAUCUCUAAUCAAGCAGGCGCUGGUCCGCUCAACUUGACACCUGCCAUAUCCGGGGUGCAGCUUUCCCCAACCGUAAAGGAUGAAUACCUGUCCUUGCUCCAAAAAGCUGAACUGAUCGACUUGGUCAAACAGCUCGAGAAGCAGCUCACCGAUCUCGUCGAGGCACCCGCUGGCUCGUCCACGCUCUACCGUCAGGCUCGUGUCUACCCUAAUCACAUCCACGUGCAGAUGGACAGGCUCAAAGCACGCCAGCGCAUCGAAGCGUCCACCACUCCUGCUCCUUCGGAUUUGAGCCUCAAGGAUGUCUACUCGCUGCUCAACGCAAGCGCUUCCGCAUCCACCACAUCUCCCUAUGCCCGCACAGCAGGUGCGACCCCACGACCUUCCAGCAGCCCCGCCUCUGCGCUCACUGGUCGACCCGCUUAUACCCCGCCUUCGGCGCCGCGUCGCCCCCUUCCCACGCUUCCAGCUGCUUCUGCCGCAACCAGUUUGGCUCGUGGCAUCUCUACUGCUGGAGCGACAGCACAGAAGGUGUCCACGAAGGACACGAGUCAAAAUGCAUCGCUCACAAAUUUGAUCAACUCCAUCAACGCCAUGGUUCGCCAGCAGAACCAGCCUGCGCGCGGUCCCAAUGGUGCACCUCUUCCACCCGCUCAUAUGCCUUCCAGUGUCUCGUCUUCGCGUCCCGCCUUGCCUCCUGCCGCUGGCAAAGGACGUCCAGCGACGAGUGCGCAACCUCAGAUCACCCCCGCCGCUUUGCGCAGCAUCGUCGGAGAUGGGCCUAUGCCGUCCAACGCUGCAUUGGCAGCCGCGAUCGCUGCACACUUUGGCGGCAACAUACCCGCCAACGCCGCAACAGCAGCAACGCCGCGCCCGGCAUCUGCAUCUGCAGCAUCUUCAGCAGCUGCCGGCACGGGAACGCGCGUUGAUUCUGCAGCUGCCAAUGCAUCUUCCACAGCUGGUCGCACGGCCCCCGCUUCUGCCCUUGCUUCCAGCCCCGACAAGGACCUAUCGGAAAAAAUUGCGGCCAUUCUCGGAUCGUCGUCGUCCUCGCAGGCCACCAUGCUGGGUCCUCAAGGGUUACCGCUCGCUCCUGCUACCUCGGCUCCAGGCUCCAGUGCAGUUCCUAUUGGCAACAUCGCCGCCAUGCUGUCCAGCUUUGCUGGCCAGGCAAGCUCCCCUACGGCGUCGGCCGGUUCUCCAAGCGCAGCAGCUCGAUCUGCAACUCCAGCUGCUCAAGGCCAGGACAGUGCGCUCUCGAGUUUGUUGCAGCAGCUCGAGGAGGCCAAGAAGCGGCUUCCAUCGCAGUCCACAGCGUCACCGGCCCCCGUCAAUGCUUCCACAGCAUCGCAGGCUUUCAACUCCGUCCGAUCCGCCACCAACGAUCCCAUCGCCAUCUUGACCGGAGUCAGCGCCAACCCAGUCUACACUCCAUCGUACACAGCUGGCGCGAACGCAACAUCCUCACCGAUGAUGGCUGGCAGUCGCUUAGCGUCGUGGUCACCCGAUCCACAGCCCGUCAUCGUGCAAGGUCCGCUGGGCACGAGCACGCUGCCAUCGUACGAAGACAUGAUUGUCGAGGGUCUCCGCGUCAUGGGCCAAGCGCCACCACGCACCCUCUUCAAUUGGAUGCAGGAUACCUAUCCGCUCACCAAAAAGUUCCGUCCCUCUGCGCACCAAGCUCUGCAAAAGGCGUUCAAGCGAGGCAGGCUUCUCAAGACUGGCAGUCUCUACCGCAUCAACCAGGCGUGGUCGGACCCAGGCGAGUCUCGAAAGCCGACGCGCAGACCUCAAGUGGGAAGGGACCAUCCCAUGGUCACGCCAGGUCUCAACGGCGAGGUGUUGGCGGUGAGCCCGCUCAAGGACAGCCAGGCUUAUCGCAACGUGGGCGAUUCCGGCCUCCGCGCGUAUGGCAAGGGUCUGCGAACAGGACCUCGACCAUACGGACAGCCAGGUGCAGCGCCGCUUGCCAACCCAGCCAGCACCAUCUUCCCAAGCGGUUCAGCCACAGAGAUCUUGCUCGAGUACCAGAAGCGCAUCGGCAAGAAGAUCGAGCCAGACUCGGUCCGAUACCUGUACCAGCUCAUCCGCUCCGGUCCCAGUGAUGGGUCUAUGGAAGAGAUGCUGGCGCACAUGCUCACGCAGACGGGCUACCACGAUGCUGCUGCCGAGGCUACCGCUGCCGCUGCUGCUCAAACUGCUGCCGCCACCGCCGCCAGCAUGUCGUCGACGAUGCCGUCGUAUCCUCGACCAAGCAUGCCUAUGCCAGGCAUGGCAACAGGCAUGUCGGCGCCUUCGUCCUUGCUCGGUCGAUCUGGUGCUUCCGCUGCUGCUACUGCUGGCGCGCCGGAUCAACGCAGAAUGCCACCCAUCUCGCCGGCCGCGGCAAGGGGCCCGACAUCGCUGCCCCUGCCCACUACGAGCGAGCCUACGAUGAUGCAACAGUUGGCGAGUAUGCUCAACGAUACCAGCUCACCCAUCAACCCUGUGCUGGCCAACUCGAUCCUUGGUCAAUUGAGCAGCAAUGCGGCUGCACUCGCUGCGGCUCGAGCAGCCAACCUGCCAGGUAUGAGUGCCGGGCCUCCUCUCCCUGCCGUUCCCGCACGAACCCUCGCGCCUGCCUCUUCAGCUCCCCCGCCAUCCGCAUCGUCGCAGCUUGCUUCGGCUUUGUCGAGUCUCGCUGGUCAAGCACCGCAGCAGGAUCUGGAUUCGGCCGUGUCCGAGACGCUGGCAGCUGCGCUGCAGCAGAUCGGCGCUGCGCCGACUGCCACCACCCGUGCUACCGCCUCGGAAGAUGUGCCCAAGGAGGUACCUGCUACGCAGGCGGUCGCGCAGCCCAAGACUGUGGAAGCUACCGACGAGAGCUCGACCCAAGGCGUGGCAGCGGCUGCGCGGGAAGAAGGCGAAGAAGGCAUCGAUCUGGCCGAAUACGAAGAUGCGAUCCGAGCACUCACUUCUGCGUUCGGCAAUGCGGACGACGAAGCGGACUCAGAGGAAUCCGAUGUCGAGGCUGACGAGCGCGCGAUUGCGGCUGCAGAGGCCGAACCGGACUCAGUGGACGUGCCAGCGUCCAACCCGACUCAACAAGGGGACGUGGUCGAUACUGGAGAGCAAGCAGAAGGCGAGCAGGCAGGUGAAGCGGACGAAGGAGAGGAUGAAGAUGAAGUUGAUGACGACGAUGAGGCCGCGGAAAGCGGCGAGCAGAUGGAUCUCUCGGCGGUUCUGCGUCAGCUCACGGCAUCGCUGCAGGCGCACCAUGAAGGUACUUCUACUGCUCAGGCUGGCGACGAAGGCCAGGCAGCAGCCACCCAGGACAGCCAGCAGGAGGCCGAGGCGCCAGCGUCGACGGAGACUGAGCCGACGGAAAACAUGGACGUCGAUCCGCCCACCGCCGAGGAGCCGCGUGACGCUGAGGCCGAGCCCGAGACUGGCUCACAGGAUGCUGCAUCAUUGCAAGCUCAGCUGGAGGCACUCGUGGCCAGUCUCGCCGCGAAUGCAGGCAAUGCGGACGAUGACGACGAUGAAGAAGAGGAGUACGAUGAAGACGAGGAUGAUCAGGAGGGAGAUGAGAACAACGCGGAAGCGUCAGGUCCUCAGUAA